CCUUAAAAACUCGCCAUAUUGUGAUAAUAUUUGUAUCACGCAAAGUAGUAGAAGAGGCCAGGGCUUUCAACCAAAGAUUCAGUAACUUAAAAAAUGUCGGAUGUGUUUGGCUCUGAUUCCGACGAUUUGGAAUGGACUGGUGAUUUAGGGGAGUACGAUGGCGUAAGAAACGAGUCGGGCGAGAGACAUGGCGAAGGGAAAGCUGUUUUACCUAAUGGUGAUAUUUACGAAGGGACUUAUUCUCAUGGAAAGAGGCAUGGGGAGGGUGUAUACACUUUUCGAAAUGGAGCGAAGUACUCAGGAUAUUAUAAUCACGGCCUCAAGGAUGGCUACGGUGUGUUUGAUUAUCCUGAUGGCUCUAAAUACGAAGGAAAAUGGGAAAUGAAUGAGCGCAAUGGACAAGGAGUUUAUAACUAUGCUAACGGGGAUGUUUAUGAUGGAGAGUGGAGAAACAACUGUAAAGAAGGAAAAGGAGUGUAUACUUGUGCUGCAACCAAACUCAAAUAUGAUGGACACUGGGAAAAUGGAAAGCUGCAUGGACCAGCCAUUACAAAUCUUCCAAAUCAUGUCUACCUUGGAUCUUUUGUGAAUAAUAUGCCCUGUGGACCUGGUCGAUAUGUCUUUGACUUUGGUGUGGAGCAACAUGGGGAGUACAUCUUCCCCAAGAAUGAAAACGCUAAUGAGGAUAUGCAUGCCACAAAGUAUCCAGUUUGGCGAUGUCACCCAGACCUUCGUCCUCUUGGUUCCUAAUUAGAUAAAUAAACGAAAAAAAAAAAAAACUGGCCUAAGACUCAACUACUCCAUGUAAUAUGCAUAUUUUAAGGGAACUGGCCUUCAUUCAGUAAUUAAUUUGUAGUAUGUUAUUGAUAAUAUUUAUUUUUGCAUGCAAGCUUGUUGGUACUAAACCAAGUUGAAAGUUUUAAAAAAAGUUGUUUGUUUUAAUUUGUAGUCUUUUGUGAAA
This is a messenger RNA of Stylophora pistillata, 961 nucleotides long. Its product is annotated as radial spoke head 1 homolog. NCBI's taxonomy places the organism in Eukaryota, Metazoa, Cnidaria, Anthozoa, Scleractinia, Pocilloporidae. The record is from RefSeq and is a predicted model, not a curated record.